This is a messenger RNA of Strongyloides ratti, 1320 nucleotides long. Its product is annotated as Extracellular solute-binding protein, family 3 domain-containing protein. Bases 1 to 1320 code for a protein of 439 amino acids. Lineage: Eukaryota; Metazoa; Nematoda; Chromadorea; Rhabditida; Strongyloididae. The transcript has 3 exons. The record is from RefSeq and is a predicted model, not a curated record.
AUGAAUAACUAUUCAGAUAUCAAGCCAUUUUUUCGUGUAGGUGUAUUUCCACUUAUUCCUGAUGCUUACAAUUGUUUCUAUAAAAUGCCUAAUGAAUAUUGUGAAAAACCUGGUUUUGAAAUGGAAAUUUUAUUAAUAGCUUUAAAAAUAUUAAAUUGGAAUUGGACUGUUAUUGAUGUUCAAAAUGUAUACAAUAUUUCUUUUUCAACAAAUAUAUUUGGAAAAAAAAUUCCAAAUUCAAAUAAUUUUACUGGUUUACUUGGUUUACUUAAAGAUGAUUUAAUUGAUAUUGCUAUUCCUAGUAUGAGAAUAACUGAAGAAAGAUUAGAUGCUUGUAUAUUUACUCAUCCUAUAAGUUAUAUAAAACAAAUAUAUAUUAUUAAAAAACCAAAUGAUCAUUUUAGUAUAAAUUUUAUCACUGAAACAUUAGAUACUUUUGUAUGGAUUAUUCUUUUAGUUUCAAUAAUUUUUAUAGCUAUAAUGAAUUUUAUAUUUACAUUAGUUUCAUUAAAAAUGUUGAAAUCAUCUAAAAAAAUUAAAAAUAGUUUAUGUCAAAUAUUAAGUACCUCAAUAACUGAAACAAUUUCUGUAAUAUUAAGACAACCAGUAUCAAUACACUCAACAUUUUCAUGGAAUUUAUUUCAAUUAAUAUUUAUUAUAUCAUUUCUUGUUUUUUAUAAUUAUUUUCAAUCUUCAAUGAAUUCUAAAGUAAUUGCUCCAGAAUUAAUAAAUAUACCUUUUACAAAUCAGGAAGAAUUAAUUAAAUUGUUAGAAUCACAUAAAAUUCAUCUAACGUAUUAUGAUGAUUCAAUACCUAUUUGUACAUUACCAAAAAAUUGUGAACGCCUAAAAAAGGCAAUAAAUAAAAAUCCAAUUAUAGUACAUAAAGAUCAAGAUGGUUUAAAAAAAGAAAUUUAUAAUGGAGCAGUAUAUUUUGGAACAUAUGAUAUUGAUUUUUUUUCAUAUCCUAUAUCAAUAUGGAGUGAACCUGAUAAUUUUAUUGCAAUAAUGGAUCCAGAAGAAAUAAGUACUUUUAGUUCAUUUGCUUUUAAUAAAAAAAAGUUAAAAGAAAGAAACAGAUUUAAUGAAGCUUUAUCUGGAAUGUUAAGAGGUAUAAAAACAAUAGCAACAGCUGGAAAAUAUUAUAGUAAAAAAGAACCAUUUUCAACAAAAAUAUCUUCUAAAAAUUUGAAUAAAAAAAGUUUAAAUUUAUCUCAAAAUUUAAGGCAACUAUUUAUAACAUAUAUAAUUGGAGUUAUAUUAAGUACAUUUGUCUUAGUCAUUGAACUGAUUAUUAAAUAUACUUUAGUAUCAAAAUAG